This is a messenger RNA of Maniola jurtina (meadow brown), 1639 nucleotides long. RefSeq names its product vacuolar protein sorting-associated protein VTA1 homolog (gene Vta1). The coding region runs from base 151 to 1176 and encodes 341 amino acids. Gene Ontology annotation, biological process: late endosome to vacuole transport via multivesicular body sorting pathway. Gene Ontology annotation, cellular component: multivesicular body. The transcript has 4 exons. Lineage: Eukaryota; Metazoa; Arthropoda; Insecta; Lepidoptera; Nymphalidae. The record is from RefSeq and is a predicted model, not a curated record.
GAUUGGAGUAAUAUUAAUUUAUUAAUUGAUUAAUUAAUUAAUAAUACGAAUAACAAAAUAUUAAAAGCUAUUGAAACACUCACAAUUGUGAAAAACGGUGAUCCAAGUAUUUACAUACAAAAAAGAGGUCCUAAAAAGUCAAUAAUUAUUAUGUCGGCGACCAUUCCGGAGUGCCCACCGAGUCUGAAAGCAAUUCAACAUUUCUUAAAAACUGCAGCAGAACAUGACGGGAGGGAUCCUACCGUUGCGUACUGGUGCAGGCUCCAUGCGUUACAGGCUGGCCUAAAACUGACUAACAAGAAAACGCCUGAAGAAACAAAAGUACUAAUGGCAAUAAUGGAUUGGCUAGAAGAAGCAAAGAAGAUCUACAAAGACAAUGAGGCAAUUUCCAAUGAGGUGGUUGCUCAGGCUCAUUUAGAAAAUUAUGCUCUGAGACUCUUCUUGUUUGCUGACAAACAAGAUAGGGAGCAAAAUUAUGGAAAGAAUGUAGUCAAAGCAUUUUACACUGCAGGGGUAAUCUAUGAUGUCCUUACCACGUUUGGAGACUUGACAGAUGAAGCAGCUCAAAACCGCAAAUAUGCCCGAUGGAAGGCUGCAUACAUUCACAACUGUCUCAAAACUGGGGAGACUCCAGUUCCAGGUCCCAUGCAAAAUCCUGAUGGAAGUAUUCCAGAUGAAGAUAAUAAUAAAACAGAAAAUAUUCAGCCGGGCUCUUCUGAUUCUCAAUCAUUUGGCUUCAAUCAGCCUGGAUCUACAGAUACUCAAACAUUUGGCAUCAAUCAGCCGGGCCCUACAGAUUCUCAAAGUUUUGGCUUCCCUAAUGUCACUCCAGCUACAUUGCCAACUGUUCCAACCAGCUUUAACAACAGCCUGCCAGAUCCUAAUCUAGCGAUAAGAGCAGCUUCUCAGUUGCCACCCGUGCCAUACACCCCUGAUCCUAAUCCUGGAGGUUUUGUGCCUUACGACCCAUCUCAGCAACCGCAACCUGCCCCCUCAACAACCUUCUAUGGAGAUAACUCGAUGAAUGUUGCGCAACUUAGCCCUGAACAGAUACAGAAGGCUCAAAAGUAUUGCAAGUGGGCAAGCAGUGCACUGAAUUAUGAUGACAUUAAAACUGCUAUAGGUAAUUUAAAAAAUGCCUUGGAACUACUUCAGACUGGACGAGACCCUGCUUAAAUUGUAUGUACAAUUAUUUUACUUAAAAUUCACAGCUGUUUUUAGAAUGUGCUCUGUUAAAUGCUAUGAAAAUGUUCCACAGGUAACACUGAAUAACAUGGUGCAUAUUUUAAACUUGCAAACUGACAGGAAUUUUGGUACAGAUUCUGAGUGCAACUAGAGUAUUUGCAUACUUUUCUUACCAAUGUAAUGAGAAAGGAACAGACAAACCUAAUUUAGAGCUAUCAAAGCUCGUGACUUUAGCUGCCAGGCACGAGCUUAUUGUUUACAUUUCUUAAUAUUCUAUUCUUUUCUAGAAAUAUUUAAAAAAAAGAUGCAAAUACUCUAAAUUUAGUUUAGAAAAAGACAACAGAAUCGGCACCAUUGUAUGAUAUUAAUUAUGUACAACCAUUAAUGGUUGAUUAUAAGACCUUCGUGGUUGUACAAUCACCCAAUAAGACAAUAAUUUAUAGAGGAAAUAUUU